Messenger RNA from Menidia menidia (Atlantic silverside), 6619 nucleotides. NCBI's taxonomy places the organism in Eukaryota, Metazoa, Chordata, Actinopteri, Atheriniformes, Atherinopsidae. The record is from the annotation of a GenBank genome assembly.
GGUGGGGUGCCCCAGUAGAGCUGCACGGCUAGCAACGCCCCUGGUGACAGCAAAUAAACACACACUUCUGUUAACACUGUAAAUCCUGGCUUUUGCAAAAACAUAUUUAGUGUUUGCUAUUUUUUAUUUAAAAUGUGUUGAAUUUUUCCAAGGUUGUUUUUUUGGCAGCCUGGAGUGAACAGGGAGCCUCCGCAGGCCAGCCUCCCGUGUAAAUGACAUUGCAGUCAGGAAAGGGUUGCAUCGUUAAGCUAACAACGCAGUCAUGAGCAGGCAGCAAUGGGCCUCCUCCGCGUGACCUGAACGUCAAAAGUCGUGGAGUUGCUGUUCUCCAGCAAAUAGAUGGCGACUGGUGGAAUUGCCCUGUAGAGGCUGUCUUCCCUGUUAUGUCCAACGGAAUAAGUGAUGUGAGCCAGUGAAUUUUCGGAUACCCUCUGAUGUUCAGUCCGAGCUGUGUCUGUAUGGCAGAUGUCUGUUUAGCAAGUUUCAUCAUCAUCUGAGGAUAAACUCCAUGUCCAAAUUCAGCAGCUAAGCGUAUGCUACAGUGACACCCACCAUGUUUUGGAAGUUUGAUUUGCACACAUCCUCCCAUCUGGAGGCUUUGCUGGACAAGGAGGAUGUGACCCUCUCUGAGCUCAUGGAUGAGGAGGACAUACUGCAGGAAUGCAAGGCCCAAAACAGGAGACUGCUCCUGUUCUUGUGUCAGGAUGAGUGCAUGCAGGAGCUGGUCCGUAUGAUCACGACAGAGCCCCCUUCUGGUGCAGAGGAGACAAAGCGCUUCAAGUAUCCAAAUAUAGCCUGUGAGCUGCUGACAUGUGACGUGGGAGUGAUCAACGAUAAGCUGGGUAAUGAGGAGCCUCUGCUGGAGACUCUGUAUGCCUUCCUGGAGCAGCCAUCCCCACUUAACCCACUCCUGGCCUCUUUCUUUAGCAAGACAAUUGGGAACCUUAUAACACGAAAGACUGAGCAGGUGAUUAAUUUCCUGAGAGGAAAGGAGGGAUUCCUUUCCUUGGUCCUGAAGCAUAUAGAUACGUCAGCCAUGAUGGAUGUCCUCCUACGUCUUAUCAGCUGUGUGGAGCCGCCCCCACUUCGACUUGAGACUCUCAUCUGGCUAAAUGAACAGAAACUGGCCCAGAGACUCAUAGAACUGAUUCACCCUGAGAGAGAUGAGGAGAGGCAGUCCAAUGCAUCCCAGACUUUGUGUGACAUCAUUCGUCUCAGCAGAGACCAGGCAGGUCAGCUUCAAGAGAUUUCCCAGCCUGACCCUCUGCUUGCUGUGCUCGAAUCGCAGGAGUGUGUUGAACAGUUGUUGCAGAACAUGUUCUCAGGAGACAGGACUGAAAGCUGUAUCGUCAGUGGGAUUCAAGUUCUUCUCACCUUGUUGGAAAUACGGAGACCUGUGGUGGAUGGUGUCAUGGAUGCUCAGGGAUUUGAGAGGAGUUACACUGUCAACAGCAGUAUUCUGUUGGCAAUUCAGCCGCAUCUGACACACUUCCACCAGCUUCUUCUGGAGCCACCCAAGCGAGAGCAAAUGCUAACCACCCUGGGGGUGCUGGAGGAACCACUGGGGAACACACGUUUGCAUGUAGCCAGAUUAGUGGCCUCUUUGCUUUACACCAGCUCUGCUAGCCACGCGGUCGUAGCACAGGAACUCUGCAGACUCAACACCACGGACCUCCUUCUGAAUUUGUUCUUCAAGUACACAUGGAACAAUUUUCUGCACCUCCAAGUGGAGCUUUGUGUCGCUGCCAUCAUUCGGCCCUGUGCCCAUGAAAUGAGACUUCAGCCUGGUUUGGGCUCACAUGACAAAUUCAAAACCGAGCAAGAUGCUUCACAAGAACAGAAUCAGGCUGAGGCUGCAACUCCUGAACCUUCAGCUGCCUCUGAGAACACUGUACAUAACUUAAUGGUGACUCAUUUAUUCCAACACUGCCACCUUGUUCAGAGGAUUCUGGAGGCUUGGGAAGAGAACGAUAAAAUUCAGUCAGAAGGUGGUAUGAGAAGGGGGUACAUGGGACAUCUUACCAGAAUUGCCAACACAGUGCUUCACAACCUCGAUAAAGGUCCGGUUCACUCCCAGAUUAGUGGCCUUAUUACAGAGCUGCCAGAGGACUACAGGGGGCGCUGGGAAACGUUUGUGGAAAAAACAUUGUCAGAAACUAACAGAAAGAACGCCAUAGACUUGGUAGGAACUGGAAACCCUCGACCGUCAUCAGAAGAUGAUAUGGAGAGUCCCUUCCCUAAAGAACUGACAAUACAGCAGGCUUUUUCUGACUAUCAGAUCCAGCAGAUGACGGCUAACUUUGUGGAUCAGUUUGGCUUCAAUGAUGAGGAGUUCACUGAUCACGACGACAGCAUUGGUACAACUUUUGAUCGGAUUGCAGCGAUUAAUAUCAACAUUGAUGCCGGUCAAGACCACGCUAACACGGCUGUGUUUGAGGCCUGCUCCAAGGAGAGGAUUCAGCCCUUUGAUGAUGAUGAAGAGGACAUCUGGGAAGAUAAAGAAAUCAACUAUGCAACACAAACAAAGUCAAGGAACAGGUUUGGCGGGUCACGGUCCUCCCAAAGCCAAACAGCCAGUACGACUUGUGAUAGGCCAGCAGCUUCCAGCCCAGACGUCCCUGACAGAGCUGAAGACUCUGAUUCUGAGGAAGAAAACCCAAAAGAAGACCAGGAUCCUUUCUCAAGUCAGGAAGAAACUAAAACCAGUGGCUGGGUAGCAGAUUUUGGGGAAGUGAACUCCAAGGCUCCCGCAGCGGGAGCGGGCUUUUCCCCCUGGGACGCACCAGUCUCCCAACCAGCUGCGACAGAGGGUGAAGAGAAGGGCUGGGCUAAGUUUGCUGACUUCCAGCCAUUUUGUUGCUCAGAAACAGGACCGAGAUGCAGUUCUCCAGUAGACUCGGAGCUCAGUGGAUCUGAAGCCAACAAACCAAACCCAAACCCCUGUGUGUGGAGUGCAUGUGUGGCAAGAAAAGCCCCACUCGUGGCAUCUGACAGCUCUUCCUCCAGUGGUUCCGACAGUGACGAGGAAGAGGGCAAAACAGAGUCCACAUCCAGUGAAACGGUCACCACGGAGACCAUCACCACCGGCGCUGGCAAGGAGACCAUCCGGCUCACAAUGGAUGCCAAAAAUGAGAGGGCAGUCUUCACCAGAGUAUUCAGACCUGCGUUGAGACGUGAAGCAGAUAAGGUGUCAACAGAGGCACUGUCCAUCAAAGACAAAGAGAAGGACCAUGACGGCUCGAUUACCGCCAGUCCCACUAACCAGUCACCUGCGGGCACACAAGAAAUGCAGUCCUCUGCCAAUGGACCGGCCUAACGAUGGAGCACAGGAGCACAUUCAUACCUUUUUAUUCAACACAACCCCUACCACUCUUGUUUCGUGUUAUCAGCUCUCGAAUACCCUUUUGUUGUAUCUGAAGACAUGUAAGUGGAUGGAAAAUGUUAAGUUGUGAGGACAGACGGCACUCAUGCUGGAAAGCAGGAAUCACCGUGGGUAUUUUGAUGUAUCCACCUUCAUUGACAUAAUUCUGAACUGAAUUGCUUCAAGGAGAAAUGUAUGUUUUGUAGAACAUUUUAUUGUGCCAGAAAGCCAAAACCAAAUUAUGUUGCACACAAGCAUUUCAUGACCUUAUUUAGGACACUUUCAGUCUGAAAUGUGUCCGUUUGUUAAAUUAAUCAUCCGAAUUUGUAAUCUCUGAAGCCAGGCUGCACUCUGGGCAAAAAAAUCAAAGCCCAUGUAAUUUUUCUAGCACAGGAUUUGACUGUUUACACUUUAGUAAAGAAAGCUGUAUUGUAAUUAUCAGCCAAGAUGCUUGCAAAGCUGGAUAGUUGCCAUUUUCAUCACUGAUGUCUCCAGCAUUUCGAGUGCAGACAUUUCAUUAGUUCAGAUGUGUGCGUGUGUGUGUGUGUAUGUUGAUGAUUUAUCAUUUCCUCCUACAUGUUUGUCAGUCAAGGAAGUUUUGUUUUUUUUGCCGUGUUCAUUCUUGAACAGAAAUGCUUUUAUUGCUUGUCUAGAGCGUUCAGAGUCACAAGAGUCGUGUGUUGCUUCUUCAUCCUAAAGAUCCAUAUAGUUAGGAAGUCUGUGUGUUUUGCUUUUGUAUUCAUGUGUUUGUAGACGUGUGUGUGUGUGUGUGUGUGUGUGUGUACGUGCGUGUGUUCGGGCUCUGUCUGAGGUGCAGAGUGUAUUCUCAGGUCAAAGGAGAAAUAUGUAGAUGGAAAGAAAGCACACCUGUGUAACAUAUAAACACACACACAGACACACACACACAGAGCUCCAUACACAUAUGUAUAAACAGCCAUAUCCACAACACACGCAAAAAAAAAGAAAAUGGUGACAUGUAUAUGCCGGUUCAUACCACCCUCAGAGCUGUUUAAAUGUAAUAUUGUGAAAUUUGAGCCUGUAUUAGGUUGUGGUUAUUGGUCAUAUGUAAACGUAAUAUAAAUGUAAACAGUAUAUAUAAACAUUAUAUCUAUUUUUGGAAUAAAUCCAGUGAAUGGACAGAAGGUUGUUUUGCAGGUUGCAGUGCGUGUAUCGUGCGUGCGUGUUGUACUUUUGAAAGAGGCAAUAAUGAUGUCUGUUUGGGUGAAUAGGCCAGCAUCAGUUCCUGUUUCUUUGCCGCACACUUCCUACACGGAGGCACAGGAGCGAGAAUAUUGAGAAUGUGUCAGCUGUGUUCUGUGAGGUUUACCUAAAGGAUACUUCUUGUCGCUUAGAACUCGGGUCGUAAAUUCUGUCUUUGGUUUUAACAAAGUGAUGCCUGAGCUGAUGUAUAUCCGCCAGAGCUGAACAGAUUUCAGUGCAAAAAAAUUACACUAACUAGUUGUAGCUGCUUUAUUUAAAGCUUUGAAAACAUUUCUAGGUUUUGGACUGUUGGCCAGACAAAAUUAGCCAUCUUGUGACAUCAUGUUCGGUUUGUGUCAUAACACCAGCAUGGGUGCAUAUGGGCCUAAAUGUGUGUGUACUUGACAACAUGGAGCUCAAUAGUAUCUGAAGUCAGAUUUUGUGAAAGGAAGGUUUCUGUGUUGGGUUAAUUUGGGCUCACACUAAUCCUUCAGCCUUGAGUCUUAUCAUGUUGUGACCAACACUUAAGACAGAAUGUUUAUGGUAAUCACAUUUAUACCAAAGGCUUCUCCGUUAGAAAGAUGGGCCCUUGGUUAAGGGCCCAUAAACAAUCUUUCUUUGUUUUUGCUUCACAUAGAUUAUUUUACUAUGUUUCUUUUUUGUUUCUUUUUAAAGGCCUCUUUGAAACUAACAGACAACAUUAUUGUGACACGAGAUGCCCUACAUUACAGCCACUACUGAGCGGCUUUGUUAACACUAAGAAAGUAGCUGAACCUGCAAACUAACUCUGCAAGAUAAUGACUUGAGUUGGAAGGGUCUGAAAAAUGUCCUAAUUGUAUGAUUGCUCCUCUCUCUUCCGCUUUCAGGUUUUGUGACAUUAACCUCCAUUGUUUAAUAUCAUUUGUCUUAAUCAUUACAAAUCAAGUCUAAAACUAAACUAAAAAAACAUGACCUGAGUUUUAAAAGACAACGAUUGUCCUGUAAACUAGUAGAGGCAGACAGUCAUGCUACAUCUCUCUCCUGGUCAUUCUCUUUCUCAGGGCAGGAGUUGACCUUAACUGCCUACAGAUGAUUUACAUACAUUGUCGUAUUUAUUUUAGGAGCACUUUUUCAAGCCGCAGUUAUAGUUUGCACAGAAUUAUUUCCUCCAAGAGGUGAGAAAGUUUGACUUGAUGGAGCAAAUCAUGUAGAUACUUGAUACUUCUUCUGUAAUGCUUUCUGCCAAAGUGUGUCUUCCCACCAGUGUUUCAGCUGGGCUCCAUAAAUGUAAAGUAGCGUCCUCUCUCGCUGUGAUCGUAUGAGUCUUGAGUUAGCUAAAGAAUUUUUUUCUUUUUCGUUAUCCUUUCACCCUGUUUUUUUCCCCCCCAGUUUAUAAGCAGUUGGCAAGGAAGCACUGAGUCAAAGACAUCUGGAUAUAAUCUAGGAUAAGAGCUUUUUUUAUUUAAUCUGCUGAGCACUUUGAGCUGUCUGAUAUGCACAUGGUGAGUUUCUCUUUUUUUUUUUUAUCACGGUCGUGUACAGGGUUAGAAAAUGUCAUGCCCUCCUUCACCAAACUUAAACGCAGCAUCUUAAUGCGAGCCAUCCUUCCCUUCGGGAGGAGUGUGUUGCUUGGGGUACACCAACAGGUACAUUGCGAUGCUAUGCCUCAUGGCAUAUGGUACAAUACUGUAAUCUUAAAGUGCCAUUGAGUUUGCACAUCACCUCUUUGGGUAUGCGUUGUUAUCGUUCAGUGUGCCCUGAACUCCAAUCAAGAAACAAUGGGUCUUAAAUGUGAAUUUGCCCAUCGUUUGUUGCUUACAUCGAGACAAUUUCAAAGUUAAAAGUUGCUGUGUGUUUGUGUGCGUGCGUGCUCGGGGGGGUGGGGGGUAAAAUGUGGGAGGAAGUGGUGAGAGAGAUUGGAUUGUCUGUGUGUGUGUGUGUGUGUUUUUUUCUGUUUUGGGGGAAAAUGGACUGAUGCUGGUGUUUUUUCUUUUUUUUUAGAGAGUAAUGUGUCUGUUACCUGUCGUCAAUUUAGCUUGUACAUUCAGAUAUGAACCUAAUAAACAAGUUACAAAAAAA